AAGGCUGAUGAAAUUGACAUCAUUUAUGAGAAACAAGAGGAGCCGUAAUCUUUUGUUUUGUUUUGCUUUGAUGUUGAUUGCACCACAUUUCCUCACCUAAGUUAUCAACGGUAUAUUCUAUGAUCUUCCCACUUUGUGCAGAAGUUUGAAGGUUGUGGAGCUAAAGCUGUGAGAAGGGUCGUAUCUAGAUCAGUGCUAGCCUUGAAGUCCAGGAAUCGUGGACACCAGUUUAUUUCUCAGUUUAUCUGAUUAAAAACCCAUGGACUCUGUAUAGCAACGAGUGGCCGUGCUUAAAAUUUACGGUGAGUAGUAAAUUGAGAUCAAAGGCAACAAAGUUUGCUCGUAACAGAGAUUAUUUUCAUGUACAGCUUAUGCUAGCUUUUAAUACCUUUUGUUUGACUGCAUGGUCGUAAUUUGCAUUAUCUGUUAGUAAUUUUGUUCUUAAGUAAGCUUGUUCAAAGUAAGCUUAUACCAGUUGCUUGGUGGAUUCAAAAUUGGUUUCGACCUUUCUCCAUGUAAACCUUUCCAGUGGAGUCCUGGGUUAUUGCCUAAGUUUGAUAAUGUCUCAUGUCAGCAUAAUUAUUGAAGGUAGCAAAACAUGUUCUAAGAAAUGUGGAUUUACAUGUUAUAUUGCUCACUGUGGUGAGCAUGAUAGGCUCAUAUAACUGUUUGGCUCCUAAUAGCCACUAGCUUUCAUAGUUAUUGAUCGUGUCUACACUGGAUAAUGGUGGUCUUAAAAUGUGGCUAAAUGAAAUUUAGGCUAAGUUAAAUUCGAGACAGUGCUGUAAUUUGGACAGGUUCAAAUUGAGCACUGGGCUACUCUGUUGUUUAUAACUUAUUUCCUUGUGUGUUUUCAAUUAAUGCAGAUCACAAACCCUCUGUCAAAGAAUGAGUGCUGCAGCAGAAACGAUAAAUGUAGAAGAGAAAUUUUCAGGGACAUCAUUAAAUAAUAAAAAAAGAGGAUCAUCACCAGAUAGUGCAGAAAACCUGUUUGCUCCAGACAGUGAAAGUGAACUUUACCUUGAGGAAAAUGGAACUUUUAAUGGGACAGAACAUGUCAUUGAUCAAAGGGUAAGGUCUCAUGUCUAAAACCAACACACCAAAUCCAAAGCACAUCUGAUUCUGAUGUGCCUUAGUUAUGUUUGGUAUGUCUCUUUUGGGCAUAGAUAUCAGGAUAUUGUUGGUAUGAACGAUGAUGAAAGAAGAAAUUUCUUGUCUUUGCAUGGUGGAUAACAUUGUAGUAUUAUCAUAGGGGAUCAAAUCAUUUGUCAAGUAGCCACUUCCAAGAGGAUGAAAACAGUGGAGAAUCAGCCUAAAAAGUGGUCAAAGAAAUUUAAAGGAAGUGGUCACUUAUCAGGGUUUCCAAGUGCUUUGCACUGACUGGUAAAGUUUGGUAUUUUUGCUAAAUAAAGUAGUGGCCUACCAACAAAGAGAGAUGUGACUGGAGGUUCAAUUUAUUGUAGGACUGUAAUGUUUUGGAUCUGCAAGAUGAUUUCUCACUAUCUUUCCUUUUGGCUUCUUCAGAUCCCAAAGUUAUGUUUGAAAAAUACAUGCAGUAAUGAAAACAUUGGUGUUAAUCAUUUAGGUGGCUCUGAUCAGCCCAAAUGAUGAACAGUUCGAUCUUUUGCUCCAUAAACUGAAAGAGAGGUUGGAAGAAGGGCAUGGAGAAACUAUAUAUGAAAUUGGAGUGGGAGGUGAGUCUGUUUAGUUCCCUUGUUCAUUAAAUGUGAAUCAUUGUAGCCUUAUGAAUCAUUGUCAUGUCAUGUUAUUAUUGAUGUAACCCUUGUUGUCAGUGAUAUCAUCACCAUCAUAAUCAUCAUAUGACAUCAUCAUUAUCAUUAUAAUCAUCAUCAUGGUGGUCAUCAUAAUCAUCAUCAUCAUCAUCAUCAUCAUCAUUACUGUCAAUUGUAUUCAAAUCAUUAUGGUUUAACACAUUUUUAACUCUGAAUGCCAGAAAGGGCAAUUUACAGGAGUUAUUGCUGUGAGAUGUGAUAUGGAAAUGAGUCACUCACUCACUUUAUGGACUCAGGUCGGUGCGUCUCUUUUAAGUGGGAACCACCCCUUGAAAAAUUUUACUUCUAUGGUAAAUUUCUAGAAAAUGUGAAAUCCCACCCAUACCGAGGAGUUGAGAUAGAUAAUAGACUUAGAUGGAAGGAUCACAUAAACCAAAUUUCUAAUGCCACCAACAGGACAUUAGGCUCAGAAGUUUCUGGUACUGUAUGGAUAGCAUCAAAAAGACACUCUAUGUAACCUUGGUUUGGCCUAAGCUUGAGUACGUGGCUUUUGCCUGAGAUCCACAUUUUAAAUGCGACAUUGUCAGACUGGAGGGAGUGCAAAGAGCAGCAGCCCGCUUUUGUACAAAUGAUUAUAACUGGCCCUCAAGUGUCACUUCCAUGCUAAACAAACUGGAUCUAUGCACCCUCGAAGAAAGGAGAAGAAGAUCUUGUUUGAUCUUCAUGCAUAAAAUUAUUCAUGGUUUAGUUGAUAUUAAGAUUGAGACUCGUACUAGGAGCAGCCUUAGACUUAAGCUUCUUGAACCCCACUGUAAGAAAGGUGUGUUUAAGUUGUCAUUUUUCCUAAGAACUGCUAGAGACUGGAAUCAGCUCCUCCCUGAUAUGCCUUGUAUUUCAUCCCUCGAAGAAUUUAAGAACAACCUUAGUUAAUUUUUUUUUAUUCUACUUAUUGUUGCAUGCAGGUUUUACUUUUAUAUUUUGUAAAUUAUGGUUGGUGUGUUGCCUAACCAGCUUUCACCAACCUAAUUGAAAUGAUAAUGAUGAUGAUCAUUUUAACUUGAAAUAAAUACUUUUUACCAAAAAAAAUACUUGUAAAUACUUUUUACAAUGCAUUUAUGAGUUCCUCCCAGUUUUUACUUUGAUUGUGAAUCUUAGUCUGUUGUUGCUGGGUAUAAUCAGGCCAAACAGGCUAAUUUAGCCAGACUUUGAAAACUUGCCGUCUAGAAGGCAUGUAUUCCCAUAAAAUUAUAAGCGAUUAAGUGAAUUUUCCUUUUAUUUCUUCCAAAAAUGGGUGUCCAUAGUCUGGCUGAACACCCUUCUGGCUAAAACCUUGAGGCCAAACCUGAGUCUUCAUCAUAUCGUAGCCUCUCUCAGGGUUAUCAAUGUUGUUAUCAAUGCCCCACAAGAGUUGUUGGCUACUUUUAGUGUUUAAGUUGGAUACUGUAAAAUUUCUACUACAAAGAAGGGUUAGAUGUAAACAGAACAAGGUAGUCUUCUUUUUGUUUUGGUAGGUAUUUUUUCCGCAAUGAUUAAUGGAAUAUUAUAUAUCAAUCCUGCCAUAAAUAAAAUAAAGUUUUGCACCCUAAAGAUGUCCAAAUCUUUUUGCAGGUCUCCCUUUGUCCCCUCUCUGACAUGUUCAUGUUUUGCCUAAUAAUGAUUUUCUUCCCAGUUCUUUUUUUAUAUUUAUAACUAAAACACCCUGAUCUUGAGUUAAACAUUACAAAUGUUUUGUACCUUCUAAUAAUCUCUUCAAUGUCCAAAAUACAUGUAGAUGGAACAGCCAGUGGCCUCAGUGCUGAAGACCUCAAAGCAUCAGCAGAUUCUUUAAAGUUGCUAGCUGAAACAUGUGAUGCUGAUGUUGUCUUGCUGAGAGAGAAGCCAGCAGAAGAGGGGACUGUUGCGGAGUAUUUAGUGCGAGUCAGGGCAGAUGAGAAUGAUUUCAUGGAAGUGAGGUGAGUACGUUGAUAACUACAUUGUGUAAAAUAAUGUAUUUAGUUAAAGUUCUUUUUUUUCAAGACAGCAGUAGUGAACAGGCUACUCAACAAUGCAGAAUUAAUGUGGUCUCCCACAAGGAUUCUUUGUGAACCUUGAUGGAUGCAGCACCUGUUUGAUCUGGGACAUGUCGCACUUCAGCUGGAGUAGGUAAACUGGCACAUCUGAGUUCUAUGGAAACCUACCUAGGAUAGGGCGGAAGAUUGUUGUUCAUUUCUACAGGUCUGGACUACCCAACAAAUAAUAUCACAUAAAUUGCAGAGAGAGUCAGGGCAGACCAUCAAUAACAAAGUUGAUAUUCUUGAUAAUUGAAGGAUGCUAGUUGAAAUGCAAACAAACUGAAAUACGACAUGAAGGAUGUUAAAUAAAACAAGAAGGGUGAUUGUCAAUGGCCAAUCAUGAGUGAAUGUUUGACACAUUAUAGUGGCAUCAUUGGAAUUUAAGAGGAAAUUGUACCCCAUUUUGUGUGAACAUUUUGAUGGAAAUGUCUGAUUUCUUACCAACGUAUAUGUUGACUUCCAGUAUUCCAGUUCCAGUGAACAUUUAGAAUCAUUUACUUUCAAAUGCUUACUUCACUGAGUUAAAGAAGUUACAGAAGAAUACCUGGAUCAUUUGUCUCCCUUUUAAUCAGAGUUGCAGUGGUAGGUAAUGUAGAUGCUGGCAAGAGUACCUUACUUGGAGUACUAACCCAUGGAGAACUAGACAAUGGAAGAGGAAUGGCAAGACAAAGGUUGUUCCGCCACAAACAUGAAAUGGAAUCCGGCAGAACCAGCAGUGUUGGCAAUGACAUUCUUGGGUUUGACAGCAAGGGAGAUGUGGUUAACAAGCCUGAUAGUCACGGUAAAUUUUCAAGCCAUUUGCUUGCGGAAGGGAUAAUUCCAUCAUAAAGAAGUUACUUUCAAGGGUGUCAUAUAAAAUGUGGUUAUACUUCUUUUCCAAACCAUUUCCAAAAUAGAAAACAUUUUCCAUGUAUGCAUAGCCUAAUAUAAAUAUGCGAAGGUUUUGGGAGAAUUUGAAACAGUUAUGCUAACCCGAGACAAAGUCUAGCUAGAAUUCUAUCAACCACUUGAGUGUUUACAUGUAUGCAUACACAGUGAACAAGUUUUCUGUUGCUUUUAAAAAAAUAAAUUUCCCAAGAAAAAAUAGCAAAACUCUUUGUUUAAGACAGUGACUGAUUAAAAGAGAAAUUCUCACCAGUCAUGAAGUGUUGUACGUGACGGUUUGCAGGCAUAUUCAGUUCUUGCUUUGCAAAAAAAGAUGCUUUCGAAAAUACAGAUUUUUCUCGUUUAAAAUUUCAGCUUAAGUGAAAAAAAUUGAUACAGCAUGUUUGUAAAGAUUUUCCAAGUUUCAGCAGACAAGGAAGUGGUAAAUAAAGUAAACUUUUCAACUCAAAACCUCUUUCAAAUUUGUGCUUGCAUGAUUAUUGCAUGCACAGCAAAACAUUUUGAGGUCACAACUGUAUUUACAUACUCUUGUGCAAACACUCUUCUCGGUCAAGCGGAGCAUGCAUGCUAUCUUAGUUAUUUUAUAGAAUAUAACAACAAAAAUUUAAUUGAAAUAUCAGGCAACAUUACUAACAACAACUCUUGCAAGCUCUACUCUGAACAAUCAUAAGGGAAAACAUUACCUGACAUACAUUGCUGCAGUCACCAGAAGUAAAAUUAAAUUCAAAAUUCCUUAUUUCAGUUUUUUUUCUUUUUUUUUCAGGUGGAGGACUUGACUGGUCCAGAAUAUGUCAAAAGUCCUCAAAGGUGUGUGUCUUAAAUGAUCCAAAAGCUUCCAAACUUGGUUUACAUACCUUGCCUAUAACCUCCUUUUCCCAAUCUGCUACCGAAGACAUCCUUAAAAACCGAGCAUAUAAUAUAAACAUUUUUUCUUUCCAGGUUAUCACAUUCAUUGAUUUGGCAGGACAUGAAAGAUACUUAAAAACAACCAUUUUUGGCAUGACAGGACAUGUUCCAGACUUUGCAAUGUUAAUGGUUAGUACACACCUGUGCCUGCCUUGUGUUCCAUGUUCUACCCCAACAAACUCAAUGAAUUACUGGAAAUAUGUUUCAAAUUCCCCUUCAACGUGAUUGGCAAAUUGACAAUGGCUUUUUAAACAGGCCAAUCAUGGUGCAACGUACUUAAAUCCUGGUACACAACGGGGGCCCAGAACAAGUGGAUUUUGGUGCUGUUUCACAGAUGGACUUAACCAGAGGUUAAUUUCUGUCUGUGGUGCAGGCUAACCUUUGCCAUGCAUGUAUAAUGUUAUUAUUUCUUUACUGAAAGGUUAAUGACGUACAUAAAAUAUUUCAGAUACACAAGAAAUUGUCAAAUCUCGAUAAUACCAACACUGAGAGGGCCAUGGAGGUGUCUGUAUUAUAGGGCUGUCCGCAUAAAUAGGGUUCGAAUUUAGAGAAAAUGUAAGGGCUUCCAAGUCCCAGGAACAAAGCAAACUGUCCAUAAUAAUGAGAUGUCCCUAUUUAGUUGUUAACACAGGGCUCAACUGUACAUGAAGGCAUUUAGGGGCUCUCAGUCAAAACAUAGUCAUGGCCCAAAAAGCCAGAUUUUAAACUGAAUUUCUGCAUCCAGAAAACACCUUGUUCUUCUAGAUAUUAUUCUCCCUGGUUCGUUGGCACCUACUUCUACACCUGGGUGGGAAGAGACAACCUGGACCAAAUUUCUUUUCAUUCUAGAGAGAGUCAAGGUGAAAAAACAGAUAUGUAUUUCAACACAUCAAUGAAACUUCUACAUUGUCACCCAUUUACUAAAGAGUAAGUUAUCCUCAGUGAGAUUUUGACAAAGAAGUUCUAAACAAUUUUAACUGGACUCUAUAAAAUCCAUGAUAUCAGCGUUGCUCCUCUCUGCAAUUCAAUUUUUAAAAUGCCAUCAGUUAGUAAUGUUUAAUAUAUUAAAUUAAAGUUUCCUUUACACUAAUUUUCCCUCCUAGAUUGGAUCAAAUGCAGGAAUUAUAGGAAUGACGAAAGGUAAGAGUGUGAACCACCAUUUCACAUAGUCAUCCGCGCCAAGCGAAGGUCUCUCCGUCUGCAAGGCAAAGGCAGAACCCUCAUUUUAUAGUUGUUAUUUUAACACCAGAGAAUUAGUCUGGCCCUUGGAAUCGAACCCUUGACCCCCCACCCUCGACAAUCAAGCACUCUACUACAGAGCUAAUCCUGCUUGCAGUUUUUAUAGUCAUAAAAAUGUCUGAAAAGCACUGUUCAAAGAUUUUUCUAAUUUUUAAUAUCAUUGCAGUGCCUUUAAAGAUUCUUGCUUUGAAUUAAAAUGAAUAUUUUCUGCAAAAGGAAUUAAAGGCAAAAGAAUGUUAUCUCUUGAAUUUUAGGGAAAACAAUGUUACCCCUCAAAUUUGACAGUUGAUUUCCCUUGCUCUCUUUUAAAAGCAAUAUUUCUUCCUCUGAAAACAAAAGGCAUUAAAUCUGUCUAUGUUACAAAGAUUGCAGUGGGAAUUUUUUAAGGUCAUUAUAUUUUACUGAAACAAUAUUUCUCACGAGAUCUUGGUUGGUUGUUACACAAUGUGGCCUUAUUUUGUUUUAGAGCACCUUGGCCUGGCUCUUGCACUGAAUGUCCCAGUGUUUGUUGUUGUUACCAAGAUUGACAUGUGUCCUGCAAAUGUGCUACAAGAUACUAUGAAACUCCUGACCAGGAUUCUCAAAUCUCCUGGUUGCCGUAAAAUCCCUGUUAUUGUACAAAACCCUGAUGAUGUUGUUGUGUCAGCAACAAACUUUGUCUCUGAGAGGUGAGUGAAUAGCUUUUUUCAGUUUCAGUUUAUUUAUUUUGCCAGAAAAAAGUAUACAGUCAAUCAAUAUAUUACAAAAAUGAUAGUUAAAGAUUAAAAGUGGUGUAAAUUACAUAAGUGGCAAGUGGUGAAUCAGAUAAGGCAGGGUUGUCACCAAGAUUUCAAGUUGCUGGUUAAAUACAACAAGUAGGCGGGGAAUCCAACUGCUAGGGAUUUCUUUUGGUUCUAUUUUUCUUCUAUUUUCCAAUAAAAGAAGCCGGGGACCACUCUCUUAGUAGCUGGGGAAAAUCCCCGGCCCCCGGCUCUUAAUGACAACCCUGUAAGGAGAAAUGUUUUCAAUCUGGAUUUACUGCGCUUUUCACAAACAAAAGUCAUGUGAAUUCUGAAGUUCAAAAGCCAACUGACGAUUGCGUUUUUUCGCUGCCGUCAAUCAUCUUAACGGACCUCUUAGGAAACAAUUGAAAUGAAAUUGCCCAAGUUUUCCAGUUCCAAACACUAAACACUAACCACCUAAAGCUAGGCAAAACACACAAAGACACAAAGGAGGUUCGUUGCUUGUGAUCGUAAUUAUGAUUGACGGCAGCGAAAACGCAAUUGUGAAGGCGGCUUUUGAACUUUAGAGUUCGCAUGUUUGUGAAAAGCGCAGUAAAAAGAGAGAUAUAUAGUAGCAGCACUUUGUAUAUUGUGAUUAAAUGAAUUGAAAGCUUUUGGACCCUGCAAUCUUAAAUCAAAAAAUCUUAUAUUCGUUCGUGCCGGAAGUAAGUAGGAGGUAUUUGAAUUUCUGGUAUUAUAGGAAUGAACUUGGUCACCUCGAGAAAGGUGACUACGACUGCUUAAUAGAGGUGACCGCUUAAUGCAGGUCAGUUUUACCGUAACUAAGGGAAAUGAUUUCCGGGACUUUGGUAAAUGACUGCUUGAUUCAGAAGAGUUCGCUUGAUACAGGUUUGACUGCAUUCAUAAUGCAGUUGUAUCGCCUGUAAGCGACUUCAUAAAAUGCCCAGGUUGACGGUUACUUAUAUAAAGGUGUUGUGGCUCAGUAAUGGAAGAUCAUUCACCCCAAAAAGUGGUCGCGGUCUUUUAUGAGAAAUGGUUGCUUAUUAGAGGUGCAAACUAUGAUGCUUUGACUGGGAUAAAUUUGUACUUUGUUCUUGUUGUUGUUGUUGUUUUGUUUGUUGGUUGUUUUUUUUAGUGAGGUGUUUUGAACAAAUGUUUCUUGCUGUUUUCCCCCAGAGUGUGUCCGAUUUUCCAGAUUUCCAAUGUGACAGGAGAAAAUCUGGACUUGCUUAAGAUGUUCCUCAAUUUACUUUCUAUCCGCGCUCAUUUUAAAAGGGAUGAACCAUCUGAGUUCCAGAUCGACGACACCUAUUCAGUUCCGGUAAGACAUUUACCCUGUCACAACGCCGUAGAUAAAGCCUCGACAGGCAGUGGGUUUACCUUUAAAUAAAGCAACUUGCUGACCAGACUUUGUGGUUUUGUGUGCGAGUUAAAUCUGUUCCGCGAAAAUAUCGCUAAAGCGUCAAACAGUUGUUUUGACUCUGCGCAGUAAUCGAUAAACUUCGAGAGAAACGUUGAUGCAGAUCGGUGGUAGAGUGAACCACAAGAAUUUGAUUUUUUCAACUGGGUUGAUUAUUGGCCAUCGUAAAAAUCCGGAAUUAACGUUAACGAAGGGCCAGCGUUCCAAGUAGCUUUGUCAUUCCUUAAUGUGUGCUAAUUCUCCAAAGCAUCUCAGUUCGUGACAUUUUUUAAAAUUGUUUCAGGCUUAAGGCUAAUGGAAUCAGUCAAAAAGUCUGUUUUUCUAAUUUUCAGGGUGUUGGUACAGUGGUAUCCGGCACGUGUCUCCGAGGAACCAUUCGACUGAAUGAUACCUUGUUACUCGGCCCAGACCCACUAGGUCAGUUUCAGUCAAUCCAAGUCAAGACAAUUCAUCGUAAGAGAAUGCCUGUGAGAGAGCUUAGAGCAGGCCAGACGGCAUCAUUUGCAUUGAAAAAGGUCUGUUCUGUAUUUACCGUAACAUAUGAAUUGACCACUGAAAUAACUGCAUACAGAUCAAGGUUUAUGUCGGUAACUCGUAACAAUUAGGGAGCUUAAGCAACGCAUUCCUGUAAACAAAAGCAUCAAGUCGAGGCUCAGGUGGGCAAAAUACAGUGAUUUGUAUGAAAUUGUCCACCCGAGCCUCGACCUCAUUUCUUUAUGCUUGCUCACAGGAGCGGAAUGCGGGAAAGGUCGUUUAGACUGGUAAAAUAACAACUUUGCACGUGCAUCACGCUUUUUUGUACAUUUCUUUGCCGUCGUUACACGACUACAACGUGAAAAUGCCUAUUUUCACGUUUUGUCGAGGACGGGAACACAAAAAACAACUUUCUUUUUCUUUACGUGAGCUUUGAUACAAUCCUUUCGAAUUGCCAACAUUUGACGAAUUAAACAAGAUGGAAUAAGCGCGAUAAAGUUUGAGGCAGCGCGAAUUCACUUUUUAAGUGUUGUUUUCGUAGCCGUCGCCGUGACGAGAGGAGGACUGAAUUACCAAGUUACUAUUUAGCCAUUUCCACUUUUCACUUCAGAUCAAACGAUCACAGAUAAGAAAAGGAAUGGUAAUGGUUGACAAACAAGUCAAGCCCCAGGCAUGCUGGGAGUUCGAAGCCGAAGUUCUUGUCCUUCACCAUCCGACGACCAUCAGUACAAAAUACCAGGCUAUGGGUUAGUAUGACUGAAAAUACACUAAGGGUGCGUUCCAUUGGUUGAAUUCCCGAAUAAGAUGUUGCAAAUCUCUUGUACAUGGCCCACAGCUCAGUGAUUCAUACCCUAUCGUGAUUAGUGAUUUCAAGAGUUUAUUCCAUGUAUUCUUAUUCUGGAAUACGGUCAAUCGAACACGUCCUAAUAGACUUGCCAAUACUGAUUACCGAUUACAAAGCUCGCUUACUUCCCGAAAUAGCUGUGGCCUCUAGUUGAAGAUUACCGGGUUGUUCUGAAGACUUUUACUCCUAGAGCACGUUAAGGUGAACAUAUUUGUCGCUCUAUAAACUUGAUCUGUGGUCAGAGGAAACCCUCGCGUUCUUGUCACGUGAUCUUUAAUUGUCGAGUUCCUCUCUCGUUGAAUAAAACGCAGUUUGUCAAUGCUGUGUACCCUUUAAAUGCAGACGUAUUUCUCUUCUUUUUGGACGGAGAGAAGCAAAAGAAACUGAGAGCCGGAAAUACGUCUGCAAUUUAGUGCAACUCUGUAAUUGUCAUGUACUGUGUGUUUUUUUGGUUUGUUAAAUAAAGCCGGUGCCCAUAUUUCUUUUCAGUACACUGUGGAAGCAUGCGACAAACAGCAACAAUAAUUCACAUGGAUAAAGACCAUUUAAGGACGGGAGAUAAAGCGAUGGUUCGGUUCCGUUUCAUAAAACAACCGGAAUUUGUAAAACCGGAUACGCGGAUGAUAUUCAGAGAAGGGAGAACAAAGGCUGUGGGUACAAUCCAGCGGAUAGAUCCUACGGUACAUCCUGCGCCUCUUGUUGGCGGGAAAAUCAAGCACCGCGGGCCCGGCAGAGGGUCUGCGCUAUCACGUGACAAAAGCAGAGAGGGGGCAAGUGCGCAAGCGUCAACGAGCUCAGAAAGAACAGGCAAAAAGUGAUUGGAAAAUACCCGCUUAUAUAAUAGAAGCUAUUCGUAAUUUCUCUUGGGUUUCCUGUUUCAGAUUUUAACGUGUAUUUGUUGCAUCGUCAAAUUAGGUCUUAUUUCGAGUUUUUAUUGCGUAUUUUAAAUUUUAAGUCCUUUGUAGGUUAAUAUUUUUCCUAGCGUUCUUAGCCCAGGUAAACGCGUCAGAAGACUUCAAGACUACACGUUUAUAUGAGUAGCUAUUUGCAAGUUUUCAGUUAGUGGUUCGUUUCGCAUUUUAUCUCAGUUACGUGCUCGGAUUUUCAGUGACAUUGAUACUUUUACUGCAAGUUUCUAAAUUGCUUAUUUUAAUUCCAGAGCGUUUUCUAACAUUCAAUUUUUUCUCAGACUAGACAGCCGCAUCUGAAACCUUCCACGACGUUUAAUUUAUUUACCGAGCGAAGUGUAGUUAAUACUUCGGGUAUAACUCUUGAGUUCGCUUAUAAAACAGGAAAAACUAUGCCCUCUUUGUGUGGUGUCUUUACCGUUUUUAACUGUAUCUCUUUUUUUAAACCUAGGUUUCCAAAGAUUUAGGGAUAAUUUAAAGAGGUGAAGCGUUUUUAACGAUGUGUCACUCAGAGUAUAGACCUUGUCACGGUUUUCGACGCCAUCUUGACGAGUAGGCAAACGCGUGAGAAAUUACAGUGAUUGUAUGAGAAUCUAAUGUCGAAUAAUUUCCGUACAACGGCUGUUCUGAAAAAAAUAUGAUUUGUAAACUAAAGCUUCACUCGUAAGGAUUCUCCUGAAAAAAUUUGAGGGCGUUACAUGCACUAGAAGACCUACAACCACUUUUUUAAAUUUUCUAUACAUUUGUCUGUAAGAAAGUCCCGGAAAAAUUAGACAAAUAUAUGGAAAAUCUAAAGCAAGCCUCUGGAGAAAUUUAAGCACAGGUACGCCCCCAAAAUUUUUUUAGGACAAUCCUUUGCUUAGUUUACAAUUGAUAUUUUUUUCAGAACAGCCGUUUUACGGAAAUUAUUCGACAUUAGAUUCUCAUACAGACACUGUAAUUUCUCACGCGUUUGCCUACUAGUCAAGAUGGCGUUGAAAACCGUGACAAGGUCUAUUGUGAUGUUGUCAAUCUUUGAAUGUUUUUAAGGCAGUGCAUUUACAACAGUUAAAAGGGAUGCAAAAUUCUAACCUAGGUAUGUGAAGAGGGUACCAUUUG
This is a messenger RNA of Porites evermanni, 12259 nucleotides long. The record is from the annotation of a GenBank genome assembly. Lineage: Eukaryota; Metazoa; Cnidaria; Anthozoa; Scleractinia; Poritidae.